AUGGAAGGCAUCCAGACACACCCCUCGAACGCGGCGCAAGCCAAGGCCUUCACUGCGCCUGGGUCGUUGUCGUUCCCCGGGGCAACCAACGAGUUGACACCACCCGCUGGCAACGGGAAUGCAGCUCAGCUCCCUGCUCCCAACGGCCAGCAGGCGGCAAAUGGCAACGGGGUGACUCCCGCGACGCCUGCCGCUACGCCUGCUGCCACUCAAGGACCUAGUGGAAUCACUCCCACUCUUCAGAACAUCGUGGCCACUGUCAACCUUGACUGCCGCCUUGACCUCAAGACCAUCGCCCUGCAUGCGCGAAAUGCAGAGUACAACCCUAAGCGUUUCGCUGCUGUCAUCAUGCGAAUCCGCGAGCCCAAGACCACGGCCCUGAUCUUUGCUUCUGGCAAGAUGGUCGUCACCGGUGCCAAGUCGGAAGAUGACUCGAAGCUUGCGUCGCGGAAAUACGCCCGUAUUAUCCAGAAGCUCGGCUUCAACGCCAAGUUCACCGACUUCAAGAUCCAGAACAUUGUCGGCUCCUGCGACAUCAAGUUCCCCAUCCGUCUCGAGGGUCUGGCUUCGCGCCAUCACAACUUCAGUUCUUACGAGCCCGAGUUGUUCCCUGGUCUUAUCUACCGUAUGAUUAAGCCCAAGAUUGUGCUGCUCAUCUUCGUCAGCGGCAAGAUCGUCUUGACAGGCGCCAAGGUCCGAGAGGAGAUCUACCAGGCCUUCGAGAUGAUCUAUCCUGUGUUGCAAGAUUUCCGCAAGGUCUAA
Molecule: messenger RNA, 762 nt
Organism: Fusarium keratoplasticum
Lineage: Eukaryota; Fungi; Ascomycota; Sordariomycetes; Hypocreales; Nectriaceae
Exons: 4
Coding region: 1-762 (253 amino acids)
Biological process (GO): DNA-templated transcription initiation
Molecular function (GO): RNA polymerase II general transcription initiation factor activity; DNA binding
Source: RefSeq, a predicted model, not a curated record